AUGGAAAAAGAGAUUGCAGUUGUUCGCACAGAAUUUGCAUCUCUAAAUCAAAAGGUGGAUAUAAUCUGUGAUGUGGUAACAAAGUUUGCCAAGUUGUAUGAAAGUUUGAGUCCUCAAAUAUAUCAACUUUCUACAACUGAAAACAAGAAUUUUAUGGAAGUUUUCGCACUGUUAAAGGAGCUCAAAGCCAUAUCUUCAAAACCAGCUUCGUCUUCUCAACUAUCUUCAGAAGAUCUCAUCAAGAAUUUUUCUCAAUUUGAAGCCAUAUUUCUUCAACAAUUGGCUCCUCUUUCCUGCAUAUCCAGCCUUCUCGCCGAGUCUGAGCGCUGA
Molecule: messenger RNA, 330 nt
Organism: Lactuca saligna
Lineage: Eukaryota; Viridiplantae; Streptophyta; Magnoliopsida; Asterales; Asteraceae
Source: the annotation of a GenBank genome assembly